Messenger RNA from Amaranthus tricolor (Joseph's coat), 5293 nucleotides. RefSeq names its product increased DNA methylation 1. Lineage: Eukaryota; Viridiplantae; Streptophyta; Magnoliopsida; Caryophyllales; Amaranthaceae. Bases 598 to 5256 code for a protein of 1552 amino acids. Gene Ontology annotation, molecular function: acyltransferase activity, transferring groups other than amino-acyl groups. The record is from RefSeq and is a predicted model, not a curated record. The transcript has 10 exons.
GCAUAAAAAAACUUUUUUAGACAAUCAUGUAAUUCUAUGACAACAUCAAAGAUAAGAGGUCUGAACUCUGAACAAAGUUUUGAUAGAGGAGAAUAGGAGCACAAUACAUGCACCAAAGUGACUUCACUGCCUAUCCAUGGCUUUGUCAAGUUACUGUUAGAAAGCUACAUCCUCGAGAGAGAAACCCGUUGCCAUCUGUUGUUCUUUGACAACACUUUGGGACAAAAUCCCACCUUAUUUUUCCAAGUUUUUACCUAAUUGCAAUUGGGUACGGAAAUUUUUGGGAUUUUCAUCCGAUUUUGAGCCAAGAUUUCUCCAAUUCCAUACCCUUAAUUUCAAAUUUUCAAGUUUAUCGCACAUGUUGUUCUGGGUUUACUUUUGAAAGAAAGAACUAAUUAAGCAUUUUGGGUAAAUGCUUCUUACAAAAGGAGAAUACAAGAUUGUACAUGCACUCUAGUUAAUGAAGCCAAAGACAAGAGGUUGAAGAUUAGGGUUCAAGAUGCUUUAUGAAAAUAUUGAAGUUGAGCUCAUUAGCGUGGCAAGAAAAAAAAAGAAGGGGAAUUCCAGUGAAUUGUGAAUAGUCUGAGAUCCCACAAGAUGUUUGUCCAAGAUCUAUUUGAUUUGGAAGAUGAUGGAUUUGAUGAACUAAAUGAUGAGCUACGCAUUUCUGAAGAGGUGUUCUAUGGAAAUGAUGCACUUGGUUGUACUAUGAAGUGCGAUGUUGAUGAAGCUUGUGGAUCUUUAAGUGCGCUUGAUAAGAUGCUUGAGAUUUCGCCUUGUUCUCACAGUGAAAAUUCAGCCAUAACAAAUCAAGCUUCUCCAAUAUGUGAUGCAGCCUCUGCUAAGCUUCUGGAGAAUUCUCAAGCAUUAAGUUGCGCAAAAGGGUGUAUUACAUAUGAAAGGUUUGAUCAUGAUUUUCAUACAAAGCGGAUGAGGUAUUCAGUUAAUGAGUUGUCUAAUUUUAAACCUUACCUUGACAAGUCUGUGGCUUCAUCUAUUCCCUUGAAGCAAGUUGUAUCUGAAAUCCACCCUCCUACACAACUUGCUCCCUGUCAAAUUCUUAUGUGUCAUGUGGUUGAAUCAUGCAAUGAAGGUGUGUCAUCUAGUUGUUACCUGUUGAAGCAAUGUCCUGAAUCUGACCAAGCUGGAAAUUUAGGAGACAGUAGUGCUCUUAAUGGUUGUGUGUCGGGCUCAGAUGGAAGUGAAAUAAAGCAGGUUGGCAGUAGUAAAUCUAUAGCCUCACCUAUUUCCCAGGAAAGUUCUGCUACAAAACUUUUGAUUCCCAAUCCCUCUGUUGUAGCAGGCAUUGAAUCUGGAUCACUUCAACAUGCUGAAGAAAGACCCAAUAAAGCUUUUUUUUCUGAAUGUGAAGAUGAAGUAUUGACUGGCGACAUCAUGAAGGAUGCCCUUGCUAUUCUUCGUUCUAGAGUUGAUCUCUUGCUUGAAAGAACAAAAUGGUCUCUUGAGAAGCAGGUAAGAAAUGAUGGGAGGUAUCGUUAUGUUUACAGAUCACCUGAAGGAAGGCCUGUUCGGGGAUUCCCUAAAGUUUGGGAAAUUCUCCGUCAGAGUUUAGGUGUUCAUGGCAGUAAUGAUGUUUCUAGAGAUGAUAAACAGUGGACUAAUGUUAACGAGUUCUGUUCUGAUCUGUAUGAGACAUUAAGAUACAUUGAUAAUAAUGGUAGUAAUUGGGAUCCCAAGUGUUCAUUGACUUUUCUAUGUAGACUUCUGGAUCCCUUUGUGGAUUUAGUUUUUGUUAACAGAAAGAUUCAUGCACUUAGAACCGGUAAACUAUUCAAAGCUAGGCAAAGUAGUGCAAUUGAUGUUGAUAGAAAAGUUGAGAUAGAAGCUAGGAAAGGUGAUAAGAAAAGGCUUUUAAAUAGGCAUGCGGAGAAAAUGGUUUGUGAUCCUUCUUUGACCUCUAGUCUGGUGGAGACGCAUAAAACCAGAUCAAUUUAUGUUUCUGAAGGAAAUAGUAUGCGUCUUGUAACUACAAUUGCUGACAACGAAAACCAAUGUAGAGGAACUUGUACAGAUGAAAAGAUGAAUUCGUGUCACUUAUCAGCUGUUGAGUCUGAUGGCAUGUGUUUACAUCAUCCUGCUUGCACAUAUGAUGUUCCUGUAGGCAGUGCUGAGACAAAUGCGAUAUGUCGACAAUCUUCACCUCAUCAAAUUAGUAUAAGCACUCCAAGCAGUAGUAAACAAAGUCUUGAAUUUAGUAAGAGAAGCUUGGAGGGAGGAGUUAUUGAUGCAAGAGUGAAGAAAACAUACUGUAAAUCUGAAGCUUUUCUUGAUAUCUCCAAGCUAUACAUGGACGAUGAUAAUGAUAUGCAUCUGGCUAAUGAUAGGGGUUGGCCCAUGGAUUGUGUUGAUAUUGAAAAACAACCACAUGAAUGUAAUGUCUUUUUUGAACCUCAGUCUUGCAAGUCAGAAAUGAAACCUAAAAAGCUUCGCAAUAGCAAGAAGAGAUCAAUGGGCUGCCAGCCCAAGGAUGAUGACUUGUUGGUUUCAGCAAUAUUAAAGAAAAGAAGCUUUAGAUCCAGCAUUAAAGAUUCUGGCACAAAGCCUAGAAAGUCAAAAUAUAAAUAUCUGAAGAAACGCAAGACUCAGAAAGGUAGUUGCAGGUUACUUCUGCGGGGCAUUGGUAAGGGUGGGAAAAAUUUAACAGAUAAGUGGACUUUGGUUGGCAAACGGACAAUAUUUUCAUGGUUAAUUAGUUCUGGGACAAUACUUAUAAAUGAAGCUGUCCAGUAUCGUGAUCUGAAGGAUGACACCGUGGUUAAAGAAGGUCUCAUUACCAAGGAUGGGAUUCUAUGUAAUUGUUGCAGUGAGAUGUUUUCUGUCUCGAAGUUUAAGAUCCAUGCCGGUUUUAAUCUGAAUCGUCCUUGUUUGAAUCUUUUUGUUGGGUCUGGUAAGCCGUAUACUUUAUGCCAGCUUCAAGCUUGGUCGGCUGAGUACAAAGUCAGGAGAAGUGGCACAGGCACUCCACUUGUGCCACUUGAUGAGUAUGACAAAAAUGACGAUUCUUGUGGACUUUGUGGUGAAGGAGGAGAAUUGCUUUGUUGCGACAACUGUCCUUCCACUUAUCACCAGUCAUGCUUGUCAGCAGAGGAAAUUCCUGAAGGAAGUUGGUAUUGCUCAAACUGCACAUGUCAGGUUUGUGGAGCUUUGGCUGUAAAUGCAGGAACAUUAAAUUCUAAUUCUGCUCUGAAGUGUUCACAAUGCGACAAAAAGUAUCAUGAAGCUUGCUUGAUGGACAAUGAUCUUGGCAAAGUAGAUGGUGCUCCUUGGUUCUGUAGCUCAGGUUGUGAAGAGAUCUUUAAUGGUCUACAAUCUUUUAUUGGCAUGUCCAACCAUAUUGCUGAUGACUAUUGCUGGACAGUUUUGAGAUGUAUUCAUGAUGACCAAAAAAUCCCUUCUGCUCAACGUUUUGCUCUAAAAGCUGAAUGCAACUCUAAUUUAGCUGUUGCUGCUACCAUUAUGGAGGAGUGCUUCCUCUCCAUGAUCGACCCAAGAACCGGCAUAGAUAUGAUACCACAAGUGGUGUACAAUUGGGGGUCGGAGUUUCCCAGACUAGACUAUCAUGGAUUUUAUACUGUGGUAUUAGAGAAGGAUGAUGUAUUGGUAUCUGUUGCAUCUAUCAGGGUGCAUGGAGUAGCUGUUGCAGAAAUGCCACUCAUCGCCACUUGUAGUAAGUAUCGUCGACAGGGAAUGUGUCGCCUUUUGCUAAACUCUGUUGAGAAGAUGCUCAUUUCCUUGAAGGUCGAGAAGCUUGUAAUUACUGCAAUUUCUGAUGUAGUUGAAACCUGGACAAUUGGUUUUGGCUUUGUCCCUGUGGAAGAGGAGGAGAAAAGAAGCUUGAACAAUAUCAACUUAAUGGUCUUUCCGGGUACCGUAAUGCUGAAAAAGAUGCUUUACGUGAAUCAAGCUACAGACUUACAAAAAGAUGUUGUAAAUGGAAAUAGUGAAGAGAACACUCUUAAGGGAAAUGCAAAUGAGCUAAAAGUUAAGCUGAUACGCUUCCCUGAUAUGAAGACUAGCGACACUCAAAACAGUGGUGGCGUUGCUGAAAUUGAGAGCCUGCAUUUGGGUAACUUAGAGGAGGUUACGGUAACUGAUGAAACUACAGGUUUUAGAUUAGAGGAGUUUUUCGAUGUACCAGUUGAGUGUUCAAUGGGAAUGAAUGAGGAGGCUUAUGAGAACGAAAAUUUGCAGUCUUGUUCAUUAAGAACAGCUGAAGAUGAGAGUCUGAUGGAUUCUCGAGUUUCUGCUGUGGAGUCAGAAAUUAAACAUGGGAUUCAAGAUCAGAGUAAUUGUUUGGAAGUUGUUAAAGAUCAAGAUAUUGUUGACACUGUUGAACGCUUGGAAAUUCCGCCUGCCAGGAACAAUGCCAGUAGCAGAGCUGAAUCAGUAUCUGCGGAUAAGCCUACUAAACUUUCAGAAGUUCCUAAAUGCACGGAUUGUUUAGGUGUGUCUGUUUUCGGAGAAAAGGAAACACAUGUAGAAGUAACAUGCGAUGUUGUCACUAAUCCUGAGAGCUUAAUUAUGGAAUCUGGAUACAUGUUACUUCCGAACUUGGAGAAUCUAGGGGUGGUGAAAGGAGACAUACAAGCUGCUGAAGCCAUGGAUGUAGAUACUGUCACUGACAGUAGUAAAUAUGUAGCUACCGAAACAGUGAAUUUGGAGGCAGAAAAAGAAGAUGAGCAAUCUUCUGGAAGUGAGACUGUAAGCAAUGUGAGAGAUAAUGAAGAUGUGAGGGAAGAUGAAGCUUUCACGGGCAUAAAAUUAGGAGCGGAGAGUGAUACGAGUAAAAUUAUGGUUUCAAGUAACUCGUCUGCAAAUACUACAACCAAGUUGGUUCAUGUGGAGUCGGGGAAAGAAGCUGCCGUUCAAAACAUGGAAUCAGAAGCUGUAAACGACAGUGCAAAUUUAGUGGAUUCAGAGGCCGGAAAUGAUGUAAAGAAUGGUAGCGAAACGGAAAUAAGCAACGAAAGGGAUAUUUCGGGAACGAUUCAGGAAGACAAAGAAACUGCUGUCGAAGUCAUGGAAACAGGUGCGGAACCUAUUGGCGACUCAGAAUCGUUGGGCAAAGAAGGUAGUUUAGGAAAGCAUUUAUCAGAAAAAUUUGGUGAAUAUGAUAUAGGUGUUGUAAUCCAGGAAAGGGAUGCUGGUGAAGAAACCCAGUCUGUAAGUUUUGUUGAAAACCAGCUUUCUUUGAUUGAACAAUCUCAGGAAGCUAGUGUUUUCCCCAACUCUUAAUAUAUAUUAGUUUAUAUAUUCCAAAUUUUCCUUGUCA